Spirodela intermedia is the source of this 5856-nucleotide messenger RNA. The record is from the annotation of a GenBank genome assembly. NCBI's taxonomy places the organism in Eukaryota, Viridiplantae, Streptophyta, Magnoliopsida, Alismatales, Araceae.
AUGGGGGAAGCAAGAAUGGAGAUCCACCUCGACAAGCUUCCGCUCAAGAGGGUUGAGUCCACGGACGAGGCAGGCGUCGAGCGGUUCCCCCCGUAAGGAUUUUCUAUCCUCCCGCGCUGAGAGUCGUUCCUUGUGGUUUCAAUGUUUUUGGUGAUUUCACUUAUUUUUUUCUUCCUUUUCUCCGCUUCUCUUGAAUCGCCAGGGAGAUCGGGACGGACGAGAAGCGACUGGACUUAAUCCGGCGAAUAGAUUUCUCGUGGGUAGUGGAGAAGGACGCCAAGAAGGCGAAGAAGAAGAGUCCCAGGGAAGGGGCGGCAGUGGCAGCGGCGCCUCCCUGGCCGUGGCAGGGACUGGUGGAGAACCUACACCUCGCCAGUCAAGAACUCUCCGUCAUCAUCGACUUGAUAAACACGGUAGGUAUUGGUUAUGGUUGCUCAAAUUUACGGUAUAACUCCCCAAGACUGCAAAGAACUAAGCCUUAUGAAGCUUAAAUCCGAUCCUCAUAGCUUGGUUAAUAUUUUUCCUUUGCCGUAAUUAGCAGUGAUUUAGCAAAGCAUUUUGUCAGACCCAUGGUGGUUCAAGGAGACUUCUUCUGUACUUUGCUUUCCUGUCUGGUAGAAUGGUCGGUAGCAAGCUCUCGGAAAGGAUUAGGUUUGCAGUGGUCAACGUUCUCGUCGACUUCCCGGGGAAUUUUGAAACAAUUUGUUCCCAAUAUGGUGUAACAUUUUUUAUUCACUGCAUGAAAUGCCUGGUUCUUGUCCUCUUGACCAAACUCUGGACUAUUUAUAUCAUCCGAGCGUGACACUUGGGGUUUUACUGCGCCCCCCCACCACUUUGUCCCAAUGAUCCGUGAUCUGAUUGUCUUACCAUUGAUUACGUAUGUGGUGCCUGUUUCGCUGCAUUUCAGCAGUUAAUGAGUCUGGCUCAAAAAGCUUAUCCUGAUCCUAUAGGGGUUUGACUUUGAGUCAGAUGCCAAUUACAACAGACAAUGGAUGAUGAUGAGGGUUUUGUUUUUUCUGAUUUUCCUCUUCUUUACUAUGCUCAUCAAUGCCUUAGUUUCAGAUCCUCGCUCAAUAAAUAAGCCUUCCUAUGAUGUACAUUCAUGCAAUAUUAACAUCAUUGAGUGCCCUUGAUCUGGAUGGUACAGCCGUUAUUCACUAAUUUUAACAUGAUGUAGGUCGAGGCAAAUGAUGCAGUGGCAGUAGCUGGAAUGACAAGGCCAAAACAAUUGCCAAAUGAAUUGCUUUCAGAUCUUUCUGUCUCUGCAGCAACGAAGCUUCAACGGUUGCGGGUGAAAUGUUCAUAUUCUCUUUUAUUCAUUAAUGCUAUAUUCCAAUUGUACAUCAUAAGCCCACAUCUUGUGCACAAAAUCCCACGAGAUAUUCCUCUGCUCACCGUGUUGCUGAAGAACAUUUCUUUCAAGUUAUUUAUUCCCUUUGCUUAUGGGAAGGUUAUCUACAAUCCGUACAUUUUUUGGCCAAACUUGCAAGUUUGUCCUUCAUUAUUGGUCGAGGCUUCUUGAUAACGAUAUUGUUUCGUCUGCAGCAUCUGGGUAAGUAUUUUAAACAGUCUUCACAAGCUCUCGAGAAACAAGUAGUGAGGGAGGCAAGAUUCUAUGGCUCUCUGAUUCGGUGAGUGGAUUCUUAUAAUAUAAUUAACGUUGAGAUGUUUCAAGGUCAUUCCAUCCGUGCUUCUUCUUACAAGCCAAUAGAUUACAGCAGAACUGGAAAGUAAAACGGCAGCGGCAGAGUGCUCCUGGAAAUGAAGGCUUCACAAUUGAUCUACAUGAUAGUUCAUUAUCAGAUCCCACGGUGUUUUCUCGUCCAUCUUUGUUGUCUACAGUUCGAAUUGAUCAUGACCCCACAGGCAUGUUGGCUUUGCAAUUACCUCCGAAAUCAUGUCGCUCCCUACAUUUUGGGUUUGCCCCAUUCUCCGGGGAAGAUAUCAAGUGUCGAAUGCAGAAAUCUUAUAUCAGCAAAAGAGAUGAUAGUCGUUCCGAGGAUGAUAAGAUUGAUCCUCUAACGGAGGCAGCUGUUGAUGAAUCUGUUCAGGGGACACACUCAGUUCUGCGUGAAAUUCAUCAGGCAAUAUUUGAAGAACAGGUACAAUCUCUUGUUGUUGUUAGUGAUCCCUAUCCCAGUUCUGAGAGGCUUCUCUGUUUUUUGCUUCAGGUCUUUGAUUUGGUCAAUCGUGAGACUGUUGACUCACCAUUUGGCGUUAAUGUUACCGGGAUGCGGGAAGACUAUUUGCAGUUGGGAAUAGGUCAAGAAGCUUCUGUUUACCUGUGCCUAAGGUCUUCUGGAAAAGAAGGUAGCAAUCAAACUGCUUCCUCUGAUGGAACUUGCAACCGAGAAUCUGGCGUUUCACAUUCUGAUUCCUCGGAGCUAAUGAUGAUAAAUGAGAAGCAGGAUUCAUUUGGAAAGGAGAUGAUGAAACUUCCUAACCCAAUUUGUUUUGAAAUUUAUUUGCGAUGUAUUCUCCAUGAAAAUGUAUUUUUAAGAGCCAAAGAGGGACAUUCUCCUGCCAUAAAAAAUCGAGCAUCUGCUCAGUCUCUAGGUGAAGGGAUUGGCUUGCUGGGUUAUUUUUGUGCAACAAUAGCUCAUAGAGUCUUUUCCAAGAAAGUGUUCUCCGUACUGGAAAAUCUGGUAAUUUUUCACUUAGUAUUAUGUCUGAUAAGGGAUACUGUUGAAUAUUGUGCUUACAUUUCAAUUUGAUUUCGUUUGAUCUCCACAGGUUGAAAGGGUUCCAUAUCUGCAUCUAUUAACCCAUCCUACCUGGCACUCUCGGACAUCGUCAUGGUCCAUAAAUAUGAAGGUUCCUCUGUCAAUUGUUUAUUCUGCUAAACGAGCAAAGCAUUUAGGAACUCAAGAGUCCAAAAGCGAAGCUGGACUGCAGUUUCACACCAAAGUGGCUGUUAAUGAUGAAUCCAUCAGUAUUAGCGGUGAAGGCAUACCAAACACUAUUGGCUCGUUCAAGAGGGAUUCCAUGGACAUGUCUUUGCUUAACUGUUACAGUUGUGACAUCGUGGAUCUUCCAGUGAUUCUAUUGCAGCAGGUAACAUGAAACAUGUCACUUUUAAAACCUCUCCUGUCAUCUUAUUUCAUCGAUGGGAACAACAGUGCACUUUACAGAUUUUUUAUCAUAAGUCUUCUGAUGUAGCUCAGAAAUCUACUAAUUGUAAUGCAUUUUUUGGAUGGCAAAGAAGCUUAUUUUUGUCCGGGCUCUUCCAUCGCUGGAGAUUGAUUUCUCUUAAAUAAAAUUCGCAUAUUUAUUGUACUUGAUCAUGGAAUAUCUAGAACUAAUCUUUCAUAGUUGUUUUGGACUAUUUUCGUUGAAGUUAGUUUGAUCAACUCAAAAUAUUUGCCUUUUUCAACCUAAAAAAACUAGUGACGCAUGGUGGAGACUUCAUGCUUAUAGCUUCUUAAAUGAUCUCUCUUUUACUAAAGAAUUAGCAAUGUAGCCUAUUCAUCAUUGCAGGCCAUAUUUUCGUCACAAUCUUAUCUCAUUGCGAGGAAUAAAACCUUAUGUCAAGGAACGUAAUAAAAUGUGUCUGGCACCAGGUGGCCUGUUUCAGGUAGUACUUUAGUAGAUUAAUGUUUUGCCAUGUUCGAGGCUUCCUUGAUAACAAAUUUUGUCCAGUCAGUGUUGGAGAAGUGGAGACUAGACUGGCAUUCAUUUCGUUUCUCUGAGGAAUAUUUAGGCCUCUGCCUGCCGAAUAGGUCUUCUAAGAUCCAUGGAAUACAUUUUUCUAGGCUAUUAAAUGACAAGGAGCUUUCACCAGAUGUACAGAAUGCAAACAGAGUAGGUUUAGAUUGUAGGCUCAACCGCUUUAAACCAACUGUUCAAUUUGAAUAUCACCAUCUCAAGCAGUCAUAACUGAAAUUCUGAGGAUUUGAAUGAUUUUGGAAACAAAACAUAAACUUAAUUGGCGCGGAAAACAGAAAUUGAUUGACUGAGUUGCAUCUUAAAUCAAAACAAGGGUUGUGAAGGAGUGAGAAAACAUUUGUUGGCCUAGUUGGGUAGUGGGUAGGGAGAGGGAAUACAAACAGGUGGUCAGCUAUUGAUUAGCUACUGCAUAGAGGCCAAAGUGCAGGGAUGCGCAUGAAAGUGCAGAACAAAGAGGGAGGAGGAGAGGACAGGUGUAAACCCCGCUUUAUGUCUGCACCAUUUCACAGGCGUUAAAGGCGAUGGAAACUGUAUAGGGUGCACGACUCAGAGUGGAAGGGAGGUGUGGGUAGGCUAGUCUUGAUCAGCUACUGCAUAGAGGCCAAGUGCAAGGAUGUGAAUGAAAGUGCAGAACAAAGGGGGAGGAGGUGAGGACAGCGGGAAACCCCGCACAAGCGUUUAAGGUGAUGGAAACUGUACAGGGUGCACGAGUCAGAGUGGAAGGGAGGUGUGGGCAAGAGGGUGACGGGGCAAGAUUCUGCUGGAUGCGGCACUUACACGUGAUGCAGUGUAGGCGAGGCUUAGACGGUCUAUUGUGUGGCCCAAAAUGUUAUCCGGAAAGUUAUUUCUGGAAUAAGGUCUGGAUGGAUGUCUUAACAACGAUUUUGUUUCUGCCUCGAAACUAUGACUGAAAUCCAGGCGACACUGCCAACAGAUGUGAGAAGCAGCAAGCAAAAUGCAAUGUUAGAAACUUUAUGGUCGAAAAAACCCAAAGAUUGGGAAGAAGCGAUGAUAGAUUAUGUUCUUAGAACUCACUCUCUUCAAAGUUGUAGGAUAAGAUGUAUACAAAAAAGUCACAAAAUGUAUUCAGUUCUCUCGUCCGUUGAUAAUGGGCGAGGGAACGCCGUGCAUCCUGUAUGAAACUUAUAUGUUUGCAACAAUGUUGGGAAACUUGUGGAUGUAAUGGCUACCCAAUCUUGAAAUGUGCAAUUAAUCAGCUACUAUUAUUUUUUCCCGACAUCUAUUCUCGAAAGAUUUGAUUAUCUUCAUGGAUGAGCUGUAAUGGCAUUCUCAUCCCAGUUAACAAUUUAAGAAAACGGUGGACGAGAAAGAAAAAGAAAUAUUUUAAAUGAGAGGACGAUAAGAUGAAAAAUUCAAAUACCAAAUGAAUCCCUUUUGCACUUUGCGCAGCCUGGGUGUUCAGUUGAGCCUAAUAGGCGUGUGGAUUGAUGAUUACUCACGAGAGUCCAUCACCAUGCUCAUGGUCAUUUCGAUGUAGAUAUUUUUUUGUUUUUUCUUUCAGUAAAUGAUGAGAUAGAAUGGUCCGUGCUUGUUUUUUCCUUCAGUCUUUUGCCUUGCAAUGGAUGACAAACUUGGAUCCCUAGGCCUGAUUAUGUGUUUCCUAGCCCUCUUAAAUGAUACAGGAAUUUUUCUGGGGGGAGGUUGUCUGUCAUCUACUGUUUCAUGUUUUCUGUUCGUAUGCGCCUCUCUGUACCUGGUUGUAGAACAGAUUGAACUUAUCUUCGCCAUGUGUGUAUGCUUGUCUUAAUGGAUUUUUUAAAGGAUCGUGACUCGAUUCCCUCUUUUUGGCCGUCAAGCAAUGGGUCGCUGAUAGAUUCAUUGAUUCUUUCAUGGUAGGUUGCAGUCCAGGUCAUUAGCUGGCUCCAUGAUGAGGCUUUGGUGGUAGGGAUGAAGUCCAGUACGGAUUUCUUGUCCCUGUGCCUGGAGCUGGGUCAGUCUGAGAAGCUCAGAUUGGUGGCCCACUUAGACCCGGAGGAUGUGCUUGGCUGCAUCUCGUGGUGGUUGGUGGCGGACAACGGCAGGGCGAUUGUCAAAGAUAAGGCCCACUCCGACACCCUCAGCGGCUAUCCUGAGCGUAGAAGAUUUCUGGGACAUGUGUCGCUGGAGUCGUUGUUCUUGAUCCUCAUGGACCUGGUUCGCCUGUCCAGUUCCAGCGUCGGGGGAAUUUGA